CUACGGCAAACAUUUUGUUGUGCAAAAGCUGAGAGUUUUUCUUAUUUUGUCUCGCUUGUACACUAUAAUAGAUUGAGAUGUUAUCUGCUGUGUCUUGAAGAUGAAGAAACAAACUGCAAGCUGAUGAAAAGUAGACCGACAGAUUUAUAAUGUGACCCUUGGGUAUGCUAUUUGUUUCCCCCUUCAAACGUAACCUGAAGAUUGCUUGUGGUCAUUGUUGGGACUUGGAAGAGUAUUAUCAGAGAUUGAGCUACAAGGUAAAUUUUCACAACGAAUUAAUGCGAUCCGCCGGUAAUAGCUGUGUCCAGACUAAUGGCCAAGGGUCCAAGGCUAAGUAACGGCAAAGCAAUUGUUCAACAGUACGGGUUUUUAGACACCAAACGACGUUUGGAUUUCAUAACACAAUUAAGAAACAAGGACGAACAAUGUACUCGUUAGUCGUUGCAGAUCCCACCAUUUCCUAUUUGUACUUUAACAAAAUCAUCCAUACGCCCAGUGACCUGUUUACCGGCCAUCUCAGCUCUCACCUGUUUUGGAUGACUUCCAGUUGCUAAAGUUUCGCCAUAACAUAGCGGAAUCUCUUCAGGUACUAUAAAACAUGGGAUCCUCGAUAUUUUGAAUUCACAGCAGUUCCUCCACUUCAGCUGAACUAUCAACUCUCUUAUUGCAGUGCCGGCAGCCUAAAACCAUUCAAAAUGAAUAAGAUGAAGUUUUCGUCUCUCAUUUCUCUGAUCGCCUCGGCCAUUUUCGUGACGACUGUGUUUGCUCGCGUGUGGGACUAUUCCGAAGCUGGCCAAGUUCGGUGGUCGGCCAAUUGUAACUUCAAUGGCAGUGACAUCCAGACAGUUUUUGUACCAAACAACCAGUGUGGAAGAGAGUGCAUCGACAACUGGGCUUGCACUCACUUCACUGCCAGUCGAACUGUAUGCGUUCUAAAGAGAAAUUUGACCGGGAUGACUGAAGUCUUUUCUCGUAACGAAAUCUGCGGAUUCCUCUCUGGCCGCAGCAACCAGAGCACUGAACCUCAAAAAACUCUAGUUAAAAAUUAGGGAUUAAUAAAGGGAAACUAGAGCACAAUUUGUGCUCUCUCUUUGUUGUUGAAGGUGCGCUUCAUUAAGUUUUUUUUUAAUAUCAUGUACUAAUUUUUGAUUUUUAAAAUAUUUACUUACGAGUUUUAUUCAAAUUAUGGGGAGAAAUCAUUAUUGUUUAUUUUUGUUAUUUUUUAUCUUUGUUGUCUUUGUGAGGUUUCAAAAUUAUUCGUGAAUUUCUAUUUACUCUUUCAUUUUGAAAUUAUAAAAAUCAAUAAAUCUGAAGGUGCAAA
Daphnia pulex (common water flea) is the source of this 1321-nucleotide messenger RNA. RefSeq lists its product as uncharacterized. The record is from RefSeq and is a predicted model, not a curated record. NCBI's taxonomy places the organism in Eukaryota, Metazoa, Arthropoda, Branchiopoda, Diplostraca, Daphniidae. The transcript has 2 exons. Bases 696 to 1049 code for a protein of 117 amino acids.